UUCUUAUUUGCUUUCCAACUUUCUUUCUGUCAGCGAAGCCUCUUCUUUCUUCAAGGAGAAAAAUAAUUAGAUGGCUCGUCAAGCCGUCGCGAAACUACUCGGCUCGAUCGCAUCACGCAAGCCUUCCUCUGCCACCUCUCUCAUCAACCUCUCGCCGUCCCCGGUGGCUCAGACUCGCCAUUAUGCAGCGGCUCCACCACCACCUCCGGCGGUUUUCGUCGACAAAAACACUCGCGUGAUUUGCCAAGGCAUCACUGGAAAAAACGGCACUUUCCACACCGAACAAGCCAUCGAAUACGGCACUAAAAUGGUAGGAGGUGUGACGCCGAAGAAGGGAGGGACGGAACACUUAGGGCUUCCAGUUUUCAACACAGUGGCGGAAGCAAAGGCUGAAACAAGGGCUAAUGCUUCGGUUAUCUAUGUUCCCCCGCCAUUUGCUGCCGCAGCGAUUAUGGAGGCAAUGGAAGCUGAGUUGAAUCUUGUUGUGUGCAUUACUGAAGGAAUCCCUCAACAUGAUAUGGUUCGUGUGAAGGCUGCUCUGAACAGGCAAACUAAAACUCGGUUGAUUGGGCCAAACUGUCCUGGAAUUAUUAAACCGGGAGAAUGUAAAAUAGGUAUAAUGCCUGGCUACAUCCAUAAACCUGGUCGUAUUGGAAUAGUUUCUCGAUCUGGAACUUUGACCUAUGAAGCGGUUUUCCAAACAACUGCUGUUGGCCUUGGACAGUCCACUUGUGUUGGUAUAGGAGGAGAUCCAUUCAAUGGAACAAACUUUGUUGAUUGCAUAGAGAAGUUUCUUGUAGAUCCUCAAACAGAAGGUAUCAUUCUUAUAGGGGAGAUAGGUGGAACUGCAGAAGAGGAUGCUGCUGCAUUAAUAAAGGAAAGUGGAACUGAGAAGCCUGUUGUGGCCUUCAUUGCUGGACUAACUGCACCACCAGGCCGCCGUAUGGGACAUGCUGGAGCUAUUGUCUCAGGUGGAAAAGGGACUGCGCAAGACAAAAUCAAGACCCUCAGGGAAGCUGGAGUUACUGUUGUAGAGUCCCCUGCAAAAAUUGGUGUUGCAAUGCUUGAUGUUUUUAAGCAGAGGGGUCUCGCAAAUUAAUUUGGACAAGUUAAGUUUGUUGUCUCCUUUUAAAGAAGUAAAUGCUCUAAUUAAAUUCUUGAUAAUCCGGUGCAACCAAAAAUGGAAAAAUCUUGAUAGUUUCCUUCUUUCUCUCAGCCAAACCCACGCAGGUUUAUAAUGAAUAAAGGAAGAUUUUUGUUCCAACCUUUGAUAAAUAUAAGUGUAUGUUAUUACUUCUAUAA
Messenger RNA from Populus euphratica (Euphrates poplar), 1302 nucleotides. RefSeq names its product succinyl-CoA ligase [ADP-forming] subunit alpha-2, mitochondrial-like. The transcript is spliced from 7 exons. Gene Ontology annotation, biological process: tricarboxylic acid cycle. Gene Ontology annotation, cellular component: succinate-CoA ligase complex (ADP-forming); mitochondrion. Gene Ontology annotation, molecular function: succinate-CoA ligase (GDP-forming) activity; succinate-CoA ligase (ADP-forming) activity. The coding region runs from base 71 to 1099 and encodes 342 amino acids. The record is from RefSeq and is a predicted model, not a curated record. NCBI's taxonomy places the organism in Eukaryota, Viridiplantae, Streptophyta, Magnoliopsida, Malpighiales, Salicaceae.